Selaginella moellendorffii is the source of this 2347-nucleotide messenger RNA. RefSeq lists its product as uncharacterized. The coding region runs from base 5 to 2347 and encodes 780 amino acids. The transcript has 7 exons. Lineage: Eukaryota; Viridiplantae; Streptophyta; Lycopodiopsida; Selaginellales; Selaginellaceae. The record is from RefSeq and is a predicted model, not a curated record.
AACAAUGUCUGCAUCCAUUGCAAGGCAAAUUGAAGCACUCGAGGAGAAAAUCGAAGCACUCGAGCAGCAAAUCGAAGCAUUCAAGAAGCUAAUUGAAGAGGCAAAAGAUCCAGGGGAGAGGGAGGAGCUGCGGGACGAGAGGCAGCAGCUGCAGGACGAGAGGGAGCAGCUGCAGGAUAGACAGCAUCAGCUGUGGGAAGCCUUGUUGAACCAGACCACCCCGGCGGCGAUAACACUUCAAGCUGCGCCAGUGUCCAAGUUGCUGGAUGUAUACGGAGAAAAACUGCAGCGCGCAAGGUGUUUUCACCGGAUGCCUGAGAAGAGGGUGCCAACCUGCAAGUUGCCUCUGGACAGCGGUGGUUUAUGUACGGACUUGGGAGAAUAUUUUACUUUGGUCGGAAGGGAGGAGACGAUUCAGCAUCUGAUGGCAGCCGCUGCAAGGGUGUUUGGAACUUUCAUGAACACGACGGCCAAUGCCUCGGAUAUUGAACAAAGAGAGUUCUUGUUGAUGCUCAUCGGAUUUCCCGGCGCAGGUAAAACAACUGUCGGGACAUGCCUCUCAGCUCUUCUCAGAGAAGCGUGGGAGAGGGACACAAAAACAGGGGAUAUAGAUGGCCUUGUAGAGGAUCAGCUAGGCGACAAAGGGCUUGUGAAGCAGUUCAAAGAAAUGGUGAACAACGUGUUGGAGACCGGCAGAGAACUUACAAUGUAUCAUUCGGUUGAAACUACGAGGGCAGGGCAUGUAACUCCCCUGGAGAACGGCCUGGCGGCAGAACAGGUUUUGGCCCUUCGGUGCUUUCAUGCAGCUCUUUGUCCAGUGAAUACUACUGGUUAUGGCGGCUUUCUCAGGCAGUUGGAUGACAAAUUUCCAGGCCUGAGGGAUGUGCUGACUUUGGGAGAUGUGAUCGACUUCAUUCGAACUGGACUUAAGGUUCCUGCAGAUAAGCGAAUUUUCCUAUCUUGGUUUUUUGAUGACGUGAACAAGGCCCAGCCUCAGCACGGCGGCCCACCCACAUCGUCCUGGAUUCAUGAUGCUUUUUCGGCCUACGUUCAACAUAUCAAAGACAACCGAGGUGGCCUGACGUUUCCUAUACUUACAGCAGCAACGACCGAAUUUGCCGGGGCCACAAUGCGCUACACGUCAACGGAGAAGGCUCUAAGUAUUUUUAUACCUAUCAGGCCUUUGAAAGAGCAGGAGGUGGUCAGAGUUACGAAAAUCUUCCUUACAAGACUAGGAAAUACUCUGGACAUGGAGAAACCAUUUGAGCUAAAGGACGGACUAAGGAACCUGAUAAAGUUAUCAGGAGGGAAUCCUCGCAUGCUUGUUCACCUUUUGAGAGGGUUGAUGGCUGACCUGGAUGCUUCAAAGUUCUAUGAAAAGGUGAAUCAAGAUCUCACUCAAAUCGAUCUCCGUAACACAAUAACGACCGCCUGGGGUAAUAUCAAACGUGGGUUUUAUUAUCGGUACCUUAAGGACGGGAAGUAUUUGUUGGUGUUACGAGCUUUUUAUGUUGCGCUGCUGGGGACCCUGAUCAGUCGGGAAGAACUAGUCUGGCCAGGUAGCAGAUACGAAGAUAACUGGGGGUCUUUAGAGUCUUACGGUUUAGUUGGACUCUUACGCAACGAGGAGCUGUCAUCUAACAAGAAGAUUAAAUUAUCAAGAGAUGAAGAUGCUGCUUUCUCCAUCAUGUUCUCUCCACUCCUCAUUUACCAUCUCGUUGAGAACCUACAUGUGGCGGAGCUCCAGGAUUUGUGUCCAUCUAAACUAAUCUCUAAUCCCAAAAACAAGGAGGUAUCUGAUCUGAUGUCCAUUGUGUUGAUGAUCUAUAUGUUGCGGCUUUUUCAUGAUCAUGAGGGGAAGGGAACAGUAUUUGAAUUUAGACUCCAGGAAAUUCUUCCUUCCAAUUUCUGCAUUCCUGCAACUAUGCAAACUUUGAAGUUCCAGGUGCCAGCUGGUGCAAAGUUUGGACGUCCGACACAUCAGCCUCAUCAGAUAUAUACAGCAGACGUAUUUCAAGCCUUCCUAAGAGACAACAGUCAGCAGUUUUAUUGGGUUGGUGUUGGCAACCACGGACCUGAUAGCUUCAUCCAUCUGCAGCUGGUGGAUGCUGAGAAUAAGCUGCAAGAUUUCUUUUUAUUUAUUGAGAGCAAACACAGGGAUGUUUAUGAAGGACAGCAAGCCAAUUGGGAAGAAAACUUUGAGAAAAAAAUAUGGACAAUAAAGCAAUGGAUGAAUGAAGGUUUAUUAGGUGCUGCGUGUUUUGAUCUCGUCUACAAACCUAGUAAUGAGCAAGAUGACAGUUUUGAUGAAGAGCCCAGCACGAAGAGGAGUCGUUGGUGUUUCUAA